GACGAGGGGAAAAUAAACCAUUUCAGGAGUGAAAACACAGUGAGUAUCUAAAUCUAAAGCUAUAAUAUAUAAACACACUGAAGUGACACUAGAUGCAGAAGAGUUUUGUGGGUUUGUACUGAAGUUUUAAUGUACACAGGUUGUUUUACAACUAUUUCCUGUAAGUGAACUCUGUGCUGAUACAGGGUUUGAUUUAACACACCGAUGUUGGAGUGAAGUAAACGUGUGUCCUGCUGUAAUCUGGAGAAGGAGACAUGACCUCCAACAUGAGUGUGUCUGGAAAACAGGACUUAAAGAAAGACGAGAGAAUGAUGAAGGGAAAGAGAUCAGACUCACCAGAACCCAGCUGUGUGUCCAUGAAGAGUGACCAGUCAUUUACACAUCCAUAUAACUUCAGAGACAGAGACAGUUCUACUGAUGUGAGACUGCAAAAGAAGAAAUCAAACAGCAGCAGAAAUCAGUUGGAGUCCAUAUUCAAGGAGCUGGAACACAAAGUCAUCACUCUGAUAAAGAAUGAGCUGAAGAGGUUUAGGAAGCUCCUGAGUCCAGAUUACCCAGCAUGCACUGAGAGGGAGGUGGAAGAUGAGGAGGAAUUGCACAGUGUCAGAGAGGGAGCGCUGAAGAUCACACUGCAUGUCCUGAAGAAUAUGAACCACAAAGAUCUCGCUAACACACUGCACAACAAACUUGCCUCUGUGCAUCAGCUAAAGUUGAAAUCCAGCCUGAGAGAGAAGUUUAAAAGAAUUAAUGAAGGAAUCUCACAGCAUGGAAGCUCAGCACUUCUGAAUGAGAUCUACACAGAGCUCUACAUCACAGAGGGUUGGAGUGGAGACAUUAAUAAUGAACAUGAGGUGAGACAGAUUGAGACAGCGUCCAGGAGACCAGCAACACAGGAGACACCCAUCAAAUGUAAUGACCUCUUUAAAGACAAGUCCAUCAGAACUGUGCUGACUAAAGGAGUUGCUGGAAUUGGAAAAACAGUCUCUGUGCAGAAGUUCAUUCUGGACUGGGCUGAAGGAAAAGCAAAUCAGGACGUCUUCUUCAUGUUUCCACUUCCCUUCAGAGAGCUGAAUCUGAUGAAGCAGAAAAAUCUCAGUCUGAUGAAUCUUCUUCAUCACUUUUUCCCAGAAAGGAGAAAACUAGAAUUAAUAGACUCCUACAAAGUGGUGUUGAUCUUUGAUGGUCUGGAUGAGUGUCGAUUUCCUCUAAAUUUCCAGAACAAUGAGAGAUUGUGUGAUGUGACAGAGUCAGCCUCAGUGGAUGUGCUGCUGACAAACCUCAUCAAGGGGAAUCUGCUUCCCUCUGCUCUCCUCUGGAUAACCUCUUGACCAGGAGCAGCCAAUCAGAUCCCUCCUGAGUGUGUAGACCAGGUAACAGAGAUACGAGGGUUCAGUGAUCCUCAGAAAGAGGAAUACUUCAGGAAGAGGAUCAGUGAUCAGAGCCUGGCCAAUAAAAUC
This is a messenger RNA of Pangasianodon hypophthalmus (striped catfish), 1457 nucleotides long. Its product is annotated as protein NLRC3-like. The transcript has 5 exons. The coding region runs from base 255 to 1328 and encodes 357 amino acids. The record is from RefSeq and is a predicted model, not a curated record. NCBI's taxonomy places the organism in Eukaryota, Metazoa, Chordata, Actinopteri, Siluriformes, Pangasiidae.